AUGUUCAAGAAUCUCUUGAUCUACCUGGCGAUUGCUUGCCUUGCACUCGCACAGACAACGGUCAUCCCGUACGGUAGUCCUUAUCUCUUCUUAAACGGGAGAUGGGAUGACACCGAUACCUCUUGGUGGGCUGGUACCGGCUUCAAGCUAGUUGCCAAGAAUCUCAGAAUGAUGACAAUCUAUCUCGGGGAUAUGACGACAAGUCCCUCAGCGUCGGUCGGCGUGUCAGUGAACUACGGCGCAUGGCAGACGGUCAACCUCACCUUCGGCGCAAACGCAGUCCCGCUCGCUGGGUUGAACUCAUCUCCGCUCUCGACCAACGUCAUCCGACUCGCAAACGAGGGUUGGCAGAAUAAUAACCUCCAACUCGAGGCGGUCGAGAUCAACGGAGACGCUAUCCCCGAGGUCUACACUCCUAGCGAGCUCAACUUCCAGUUUAUCGGCGACUCGUUGUCCGCUGGUCAAUACUGUGUUCAAGGAGUGAUUAACGCUUGGGACUUCGUGACGGCAGAAAAUUUCAAGGCGGAGCAUAGCAUUCAGGCCCAGCCUGGUGCUUGCCUAACCGAUAUUGACUGCUGGGGGAACAUCCACGGUACUUUACCCUCGUCAAGUACUUAA
Molecule: messenger RNA, 618 nt
Organism: Dacryopinax primogenitus
Lineage: Eukaryota; Fungi; Basidiomycota; Dacrymycetes; Dacrymycetales; Dacrymycetaceae
Exons: 2
Coding region: 1-618 (205 amino acids)
Source: RefSeq, a predicted model, not a curated record